AUCGAUCAUUAAGGUGGUGGUUGAUUAUAACCCUUUAUCUAGUUUUGCAAUUAAUUACACAUUUUGUAGGAAUGGCCAGUGCAGUUGUUUGCACUCUCAACGUGCUGUACCAAUGCGCCAAUACCUUAUCUCAAUUGAUCCACAUUCCUUUUCGCUAUAUUUGUCUUUUCUCAAGACUUUUUCUUCUUUUUUUCUUUUUAAAUCUAAUUCUUUUCUUUCUUCUUCCUCACGCCCGAAAUCCCCCUCCCGAUCUCUCUUUUCCAACACGCGAAGCAGCUCCGUCGGCCGUCUCUCUCUCGCCGCUGCCGUCCAAUCGACUUCCCCUCUCAGUCGUGCGCAGUGUAGCCACUGGGUCUGUCGGCGUUGAGCUCGAUCCGAGCAGACCUCGUCGUUGUCAGCCACUCACGUGCAGCGACGCUCCAGUCCUUCUCCCUCUCCCUCUCGGGUUUCGCCGCCAGAUCUGCAGCUGUUUGCUACUACUUUCGACGCCAGUCAAGUCGGUCCAGCCAGAUUCGCUCGUCGUCGUCGAGGUCGUCCACGCUGUCGUCGAGGUCCAGCUUCGUAACGGAUCUAUUCAAACACGGGCUUCGCUUCAUCUCGCACUCCAUCUCGCUGGAAUCUUGGAUUUUUGGGUAAGGUUUGGUAAGUUUGGUGAGUUUUGAUUAGUUUAGUGGGUUUCUUCGAAAAUUUUGAAUACCCACAAGCUCUUUGUCAUUCGGCUUUAAAUUCAAUAUUUGGAGAACAUUAAUGUGCUGUCCAAGGGCAAUAAGUUUUGACAUUGACUUAGGAAUACUCUCACGUUUUGGUGUUAGAUUGAAGUUUUGGAAGGAGUUGAGUUGCUGUCUAAUAGGUUGAAGACCAAUCUUGGCAAGGUUUUGGUAGCAAAUGUGGUUCCACUAACCUACGAGACUCAAGAUCUACCACCAGUUUUAUCUAGAUUACACAAUUUCGGCAUUAGUAAUUUUGCUAUCACAUUUUUUGUUUAAUUUGUAACUAGAGUGGCUAGCCUUGGUUUCAAACUAUUUGUAAAUGAAAACUUGCACAUUUUCUUUUAUUUGAUUCUAAUGAUAUAUUUCUAAUCUGCUGAUCUAGAUUUUGUUGAAGAGUGUAUGGUAAAACACACUUGGUUGUUGAUUUUAAACGAAUAUUUUGGGACUGUAUAUUUCUUUUUCAGGUGUGGUUUAUGAAAUUUUCAGGGGAAAUUCUGUUGAAAUUUUUAUAAAAUUUGAUUUUCUAACGAUUUUUACUAUGAAAGAUUGCUAGCCACUUAAUUUUGAAAAAUUCUUUUAGAGUACGACAUUGGAUUUCAUAGUUUAAUUGAAAUCUUCAGUCGUCAUGCCACGUCCUAGGUUUGGAAGGGUAACUUGGGUGGGUUGUGACACCAUUAUCAUGUAGAGCUAAAGAAUCGGCCACUGAUUGCUUCUUCUCUUCCAAUUCUCUCAAUCAAUCUCUGCAAAUUCCAUGGACGGAAUUGACCGUUGCGCUGCUAAUUACGUUCCUCUCACUCCAAUCACCUUCCUGGAGCGCUCCGCUGCGGUCUACGGUAAUCGGAUUUCUCUCGUAUAUGGACGAGUUCAGUACACUUGGAGAGACACGCUUAGGCGAUGUACCAAACUCGCUUCUGCUUUUGUUCGUACGGGAAUCGCUCGUGGAGAUGUGGUUGCUGCCUUGGUACCGAAUAUUCCAGCUAUGUACGAGUUACAUUUUGCUGUACCAAUGGCUGGUGCAGUUUUUUGCUCUCUCAACAUACGCCAUGACGCAGCAAUGGUUUCUACAUUGCUAAGCCAUUCGGAAGCUAGAAUCAUUGUUGUAGACUACCAGUUUGAACAUAUUGUAAUCGGAGCAAUUAAAGCUAUGUCUCAAAGGAAAGAAAAGCCACCUCGUGUUGUUAUUAUUCAAGAAUAUGAUCAGCCACCUUCCCACAUCGAUACAACAGGAUCUGCUUUAGAAUAUCUAGAGUUUGAAAGUUUUUUAGCAUCUGGAAGACCUGACUUCGAAAUCAGACGACCUAAGGAUGAAUGGGAUCCAAUUGCUCUUAACUAUACUUCAGGCACAACAUCAAGGCCAAAAGGUGUUAUUUACUCACAUAGAGGAGCAUACCUCAAUGCUCUGUCUGCAGUUUUACUAAAUGAUAUGUGCUCACUCCCUGUGUAUUUGUGGACUGUUCCAAUGUUUCAUUGCAAUGGAUGGUGUUUAACUUGGGGUGUAGCUGCACAGAGUGGCACAAACAUCUGCCAAAGAAAUGUGACUGCUAAAGAAAUCUUUGAUAAUAUUUCCCUGCAUAAGGUUACUCAUAUGGGUGGUGCACCAACAGUUUCGAACAUCAUUAUAAAUGCACCAAUUAGCGAACAAAAGCCGCUUCCGAGGCAGGUAACUAUGAUGUCUGGUGGUGCUCCGCUGCCUUCUCAUGUACUCUAUAAGCUAAGAGCUAUGGGAUUUCGUAUUGUCCAUUCAUAUGGUUUGACUGAAACAUAUGGUCCAGCAACAGUUUGCUCUUGGAAGCCUGAAUGGGAUUCACUCCCUCAAGAUGAACAGGCAAAACUAAGUUCUCGCCAAGGAUUGCAACAUAUUGGGCUAGAGGCAGCAGACGUGAAGGAUCCUGUCACAAUGGAGAGUGCUCCAGCUGAUGGAAAAACCAUGGGUGAAGUUAUGCUUAGAGGCAACAGUGUGAUGAGUGGAUAUUUGAAAGAUCUCAAAGCCACGCGGGAAGCUUUUAAUGGUGGAUGGUUUCGAAGUGGGGACUUGGGUGUUAAACACCCUGAUGGUUAUAUAGAAUUGAAGGACCGUUCAAAGGACAUUAUAAUUUCUGGGGGAGAAAAUAUUAGUUCAAUUGAGGUUGAGUGUGUUCUUUUCAGCCAUCCAUCAGUUCUUGAAGUUGCUGUUGUGGGAAGACCUGAUGACCAUUGGGGAGAAACACCAUGUGCAUUUGUGAAGCUCAAAGAUGGGUGUAGUGCUACUGAAGAAGAGAUUAUAAAAUUCUCUAGAGAACAUCUACCUCAUUACAUGGCUCCACGAAGUGUCGUGUUUAAGGAUUUACCAAAAACUUCUACCGGGAAAACCCAAAAGUUUAUUCUCAAGAAGGAAGCCAAGGCCAUGGGUAGCCUUCCAAAACGGGUUAGUAAAUUGUAAAUACAACUUGAAAGUGAAGGCAAUGGUGUUCAUAUAAUUAAGGCCCUGAUUAUUUGUAUUUUGGUUGGUAUCAAUUAUAGUUCUCCAUAGAUGUUCACAGGCCUACAAACCUUCUCUAUUUUGAUCGUAUUUAAUGUUGUACCUUUCCAUUUUCAGGAAAAUUAAAAACAAAAAGAGAAUAUGUCUUAGUUCUAUUAAUUGAAGCUACAUAAUUGAAGUUGUUGUAAUGGUACGAAUAGUUUUGAUAUUGUAUAAUUAAACAUUCACUGAAUAUGUGAAAGUACAUCUUUAUUAUUUCCUA
Molecule: messenger RNA, 3430 nt
Organism: Benincasa hispida (wax gourd)
Lineage: Eukaryota; Viridiplantae; Streptophyta; Magnoliopsida; Cucurbitales; Cucurbitaceae
Source: RefSeq, a predicted model, not a curated record